This is a messenger RNA of Aspergillus steynii IBT 23096, 1107 nucleotides long. RefSeq names its product protein erg27 (gene erg27). The transcript has a single exon. Gene Ontology annotation, biological process: signal transduction. NCBI's taxonomy places the organism in Eukaryota, Fungi, Ascomycota, Eurotiomycetes, Eurotiales, Aspergillaceae. Gene Ontology annotation, cellular component: cytoplasm. The record is from RefSeq and is a predicted model, not a curated record. Bases 1 to 1107 code for a protein of 368 amino acids.
AUGGACGAGGCUGAUUUCAUUGGCAAUUGCCCUAUCAUAGACCCCGAAUCGCUUGCCUUGUGGAUGGCUUCCUCCGAAGUAGACCAGAAGGCCUUGGGCAACUUCGCGGCCAUGACCAGCCUUGAAAGCCCGUUUCUAUCCGCCGUCUUGUACAAAAUGCUGGGCCUGUCGGUCAUGCUCUCGAAAAAGCUUCUUCGUGCCCGACGGCUGCGGCGUCUAGAUCCCACCCGAGAAACCAAGUCACUCCAGCUGUACCAUCACAUCAUAUGGCUCUCCCGUGAGGGCCUGUUAAUGCUCGAGGGGUUUAUCUUUCCCCUGAUCGAUAAAUACAUGGAAUUGAAGAUCCUGGCCUACAAACUAAGGGCCUCGUUCUACCACAUAUUCGUUUUGUUUCACAACCAACCCGCCAUCCACUCUCCGGGGAUUUCCAGCAGUCGGAGCGACGACGCCGUGCCCAAUGGAAGCGCCCAUACCGCAUCCCCGACGAAGGAGCUGGGCCCGAGGUUUUCAUUUAAAUCGAAACCGGAAAGCAUAAGCGUUCCCGAUACUCCAACUUUCACCGCAGGAAAUGCGCCUCGGGGGAAAUUGACGCAGGCGCCUCCGGGACUCGCACCUGUCCUACUGCCCCAGUCGGCCUCGUUUCUUCUGCCCAUUCUUGACUACACACCCACUGCGACGGCAUGCUUCAACCAAGCCUCGGUUCUGGCCGAGCGGUUUCUUCCCGGAUCCCACCCGUUGCGCCUCUCUAUCAAACUUGAAUUCGCUGCCUACUUGUACGAUUGUCUCCACGAUUCAACUGCCUGCCGACGACUCGCCAAACAGGCCAUUGCCGAUGUAUAUAAUGCCCAGGAGGGAAUGGAUGACGAAAGUUUCGAGGACGCCGCGGAGAUCGUUGGGAUCCUGGGCAAGAUGGUCAAACGGGGUGGCAAAACCAGUAGCGCCGGCAGCAGCACGACGCCAUCGGGGACGCUCCGGGCGGAAAGUUCGAAGAGCGGCGACAGUCGAACGCCGCCCGUUAAGAAUGCGCCUUCUAAAAAGUCGGAGCAAAAGAGCAGCGGACAAUUGCCUCCUGCCGUUCCCGACCCGACCAUGAUGAAUCCUAUAUGA